Messenger RNA from Quercus lobata, 573 nucleotides. RefSeq lists its product as uncharacterized. NCBI's taxonomy places the organism in Eukaryota, Viridiplantae, Streptophyta, Magnoliopsida, Fagales, Fagaceae. The transcript has a single exon. Bases 1 to 573 code for a protein of 190 amino acids. Gene Ontology annotation, molecular function: nucleic acid binding; RNA-DNA hybrid ribonuclease activity. The record is from RefSeq and is a predicted model, not a curated record.
AUGGCAGAGGAGAGCUGGAACGAAAUUCGAAGAAGCAACCUCAGGUUUAGCCGAAUUAACUCAAGCUCUACGCCUCAAACAACGUGGAUAGCACCUGCACCAGACAGCUAUAAGAUCAACUAUGAUGGAGCACUUUCAAAUGCAGACAACAAAUCUGGGAUUGGUGUUGUUGUAUGGGACUGUCAUGGGGAGGUUAUUGCUUCACUUGUACAGCAACUGGACCAGGCUUACCAACCCAUGGAAGUCGAGGCAUUGGCAGCGUGUAGGGCUGUGGAAUUUGGUAGUGAGUUAGGACUUCAUAGAGCCAUUGUUGAGGGUGAUUCAGAAAUGGUUGUCAAGGCCCUCAGAUGCAAGGAAUAUGGGUUGGCCCCUUACGCCCAUUUAAUAAAAGACGUGUCGUUAUUCUCCGGCUUAUAUUCAGAAUUGUCAUACUCUCAUGUAAAGAGAGAUGGUAAUAAAGUUGAUUACAGUUUAGCUAGGCUAGCUUUGACAACACAAAGUUGUACUGUGUGGAUAGAGGAUGUUCCAUCUCGCACUUUAUCUUUCGUUCAGGCUGAUUUGGCCAUGCUUUAA